UCGUAUAGCUAGUUGAUUUUCAUUUGUAGUCUUGUAAAAUGACAUCUGUGCUCGUGCCUAUACUCGUGUUUAGUAUUGUGUUCAAUUUAGUUGUAUACACUUCAGCUGCGCCGACCUUAAUUCAAGACAUUCUAGACGUAUUUGGAAAUCCAUUUAAAGAUUUUAAAAAAUCGAUUUUGCAAGAAACACAAGUUAACGCAACUUAUGUCGAAGAUAAUCUUACCACGAAACCACCCGAUAACAGUGCAGGUAAAAUGAUCGAUGUGCCACUAAACCACAGUGCGUGUAGCCAAGGUACCUAUCUGGAUAGCAGCGGCGUCUGCAGGCAGCCUUGGCAGUAAUGUGUAAGUGAAUCACACUGCGGCGUAGUACACACAAUUGAUUACGUCAAAAUGGACGCGAAAUUUGUGCUAUUCAUAACUGUCAUAAUAUUAGGUACAUGUUUACAAGUAGAAACGGGUGUGGUUUUUAAUUUUCACGAUAAACUUAAAAUGGCAACUUCUACAACUACCGAGAAUGUUCAAGCUGGACAAAUAAUUAGAGUACCAGAAUUGGAAUGCCCGCUUGGCCAAAGACGCGACUCGUUGGGGAACUGCAGACAAAGGUUUUAAUGCUAAAUAUUUAUAUAAGUAAAACAACAUACAACUAUAUGCAGACUAUAAAGAUACCAGGAAAAUGAACGAAUAACAAACUAAGAUCUUAGUGUCUGGAAUUAUUUUUUCUGUGCGAUAAAUGACGUUUUAUCGUUUCUCUGAAUUCGACAAGUAACUGACUACUGAUAAACUUUAAAAGGUCUCGGAGUUAUCAUUGUGCUGAGAUACCUCGUGGAAGUCAGUUAAGAGAAAAUUAUUUAUUAGGGUAAGCGCAUAGAAUACGCCGUCAAAAUGAAGUUAUUUUUUAUAGUUUCGUGCGUUGCAAUAUUAGCAAUUAGCUGUUCUAGUCCGGUUAAUGGAGAUUUGAAUGGAUUUUUUGGUGAUAUUCACAAGAAGGUGCAUCAUGCCGGGCGUGGUGUGGGAAAGUUAUUUAAAUUGGAAAAUUCGGAUACGCGCAAUGAAGCGAGGAUAGUUUUUCCAGAUGACGAUCAAGAUGUUGCGCCAAGGCGUGAGCAACCUAAAAUAACCACAAAGGCACCUACGACAGAGGCACCGACCACGACAACCACUGCUGCAAACACUGCUGAGACAACGACCACAAAAGAAGGAAGAGAAAACUUUGCAGGGGGUUGUGCCACGGGCUUCUUGCGUACUGCGGAUGGUAGAUGCAAACCUACAUUUUGACUAAAUAAUUAAAAACAAAACAUGAUUAAUAAAUUCAACAUAACUAUUUUUUAUUUGAUUUUUAGUAAAAUAUUAAAAUAUUA
Manduca sexta (tobacco hornworm) is the source of this 1360-nucleotide messenger RNA. RefSeq names its product growth-blocking peptide, long form (gene Pp). The transcript is spliced from 2 exons. The record is from RefSeq and is a predicted model, not a curated record. NCBI's taxonomy places the organism in Eukaryota, Metazoa, Arthropoda, Insecta, Lepidoptera, Sphingidae. Bases 885 to 1277 code for a protein of 130 amino acids.